AAAGAGCUGAACAGAGUGUGAGGAGCUGAGCCGGUGUAGUGUCUGUUCAUGGAGACACAUCUCGGUGUGUUCCGUUCAACAGCUGGAUGGUGGUUUGUGGAACAGCGCGCGCUCUGAGCGGUUUCCCCUCUUUUCUGCAGGUUUCCGCGAUGAGAGGACGAUGGAGCCCAUAUUUCACGUCCGUGCUGGUGUCUUUGACCAUUCUGUGGCAGACACGGUCCGGAGUAGAUUCCAAUUCAACACGUAACGUCAACAUCACAACGUUCACCAAGAUCCUGGACAGUCUGCUGGAUGGAUACGACAACAGACUGAGACCCGGCCUGGGAGAUAGAGUAACGGAAGUGAAGACUGACAUCUAUGUAACCAGUUUUGGUCCAGUUUCUGACACCGAUAUGGAGUACACCAUUGAUGUUUUCUUCCGCCAGAGUUGGAAGGAUGAGCGAUUAAAGUUCCACGGACCAAUGAACAUUCUGCCUCUAAACAACCUGAUGGCCAGUAAGAUCUGGACGCCUGACACGUUCUUCCACAACGGCAAGAAAUCUGUCGCCCACAACAUGACCAUGCCCAACAAGCUGCUGAGGAUCAUGGAGGACGGAACCUUGCUCUACACUAUGAGGUUAACGGUUCAAGCCGAGUGCCCCAUGCACCUUGAGGACUUCCCAAUGGACUCCCACUCCUGUCCUCUGAAGUUUGGCAGCUAUGCCUACACUAAGACAGAGGUGACUUACAUCUGGACUCAUAAUGCCUCCCAGUCAGUGGACGUGGCGGCUGAUAGAUCCAGACUCAACCAGUACGACUUGGUGGGCCAGACGGUGGGCAAUCAGACCAUUAAAUCCAGCACUGGUGAGUACACGGUGAUGACGGCUCAAUUCCACCUGAAGAGGAAGAUCGGAUACUUUGUGAUCCAGACGUAUCUGCCCUGCAUCAUGACCGUCAUCCUGUCUCAGGUCUCCUUCUGGCUCAACAGAGAGUCCGUGCCUGCCAGGACGGUCUUUGGUGUAACUACAGUCCUCACAAUGACCACCCUGAGUAUCAGUGCCCGUAACUCACUGCCGAAGGUGGCCUAUGCUACAGCCAUGGACUGGUUCAUCGCCGUCUGCUAUGCCUUCGUCUUCUCUGCACUCAUUGAAUUUGCUACCGUCAACUACUUCACCAAGCGGGGGUGGGCCUGGGACGGGAAGACCAUCGUCAACGAGAAGAAAAAGGAAGCAGCAGUGAUGAAGAAGAACAACGCCUAUGCUGUAGCUGUGGCUAACUACGCUCCCAACAUCACAAAAGACUCUACGCUGCCCACCAUCUCAAAGUGCGGUCUGACCGGUAACAACAAGACCGCAGCGGAAACAAAGCCUGAGCACAACAAGAAGACCUUCAACAGCGUCAGCAAGAUCGACCGCAUCUCCCGCAUCACGUUCCCCGUUCUGUUCUCAAGCUUUAACCUGGUCUACUGGGCCACCUACCUGAACAGAGAUCCAGUCAUUAAAGACAUGGACCAUGCCAAAUGAAACGUACAGGACUCACUACAAACACACCAAUUCAGGACUUAUACAUCUGUUGGUAUUCAUUUUAUCAGCCAGUAGCUGUGUACAAUACAUGCAUUGAGAAAUCCGCUCUCUCUUGCCGUACUGAUUUUUGGAUUGAAGCAGGUAAACAUCAUAACUGGGUUACAAUAAUCCUGAGAGAUCAUACAGGAGUAAGCCAGGCAUCUUUACAAGGUUAAAGUCAAGAUACUUUUAGUUCCAGAUGCCCAAACAGAGAGGAACGGAAACUUAUACUUCCUCUUGGAUCUAAAAAAAGAUAUACAUUGCAUAAAAAAAAGGAAAUAUCCUCCUAAUUAUCGUUUCCAAAUGUGAUAUUUCUGAAAGGAUCUGGUAAAAUUAGAAAACAAUACUCCAAAAACUAGGAAAAAAAACAAUGUUUAAAGCUGCAGUAAUCAAAAACGUUAUAUCGCCAAAAGAUCAAACUCAUAGUGAUUGAACCAUAGAGAUUUGUCACCAACUGUCUUUGAAACAAACAUUUCCCAAAUUGGGAUCAAUAAAGCACUAUCUUGUCUUAUCUUAUCUUACUCAGCAGCAAAGUUUGUUUGUGAAAAGGCUCUGAUAAAGCCACUGCAAUGUUCACUGCUCAGCAGCACACAGCAGGCACAGUGAGAGAAUAGCUUGACAACAUUGUUAGCAUUAAGUAGCUUAUUCUGCCCUCGCAAGAAUACUUUUCGGAUAGCAGGCUUGGCAGAUAGCUUAACACGGAAAUAAACACCCAGGAGAUAGCAGCUCAGUUUUGGAUGUUUACUGAUUAAGUUCAAUUUUCAUUUUCAUUUCCAUUUUUGUAAAACUGAAAUACAAACAAACCCAAAGUCAUGAGACGUUGUCACAUUAAACACUAAAUAAACAAAGAAACUAGACUAAAACAAACAUUCCAAACAACAGAGUACCUGUUAGCAUAAAUGCUACAAACAUUUCCACUGCUGUUCACAAGUUUAGCAUCAUUCAUUGUUCUUCAUGUUUGCAUAUAAUCAAUUUAAAUGUGCAACUAAGUAUACACGGACAAUAUAUGGAAUGGUACUUACAGACAUAAAGACCCUAGGAUUUGAGCAAGGAUUUUGUUGGCAGGAAACAACCCAUGUGCUCCAUUAGGCAGACAGAAACAGGAAAUUACGGCAAGCAUUUAUGGACACCCAGUGCAAAACCCAAAACCCUUUGCAGGCCCUCUUAAAGGGGCAGCACAUAGCUGAAGGUACAGUAUGACUAACUGGGGAACAUACUUAGCAUUUAGCAGCUAAAGACACAGUUAGAGACUAGUUGGGGAACAUAGUUAGCAUUUGGCAGCUAAAGACACAGUUAGAGACUAGUUGGGGAACAUACUUAGCAUUUAGCAGCUAAAGACACAGUUAGAGAGUAACUGGAGAACAUACUUAGCAUUUAUCAGAGCAAGACACAGUUAGAGACUAGUUGGGGAACAUAGUUAGCAUUUGGCAGCUAAAGACACAGUUAGAGACUAACUGGAGAACAUACUUAGCAUGUAGCAGAGCAAGACACAGUUAGAGAGUAACUGGAGAACAUACUUAGCAUUUAUCAGAGCAAGACACAGUUAGAGACUAGUUGGGGAACAUAGUUAGCAUUUGGCAGCUAAAGACACAGUUAGAGAGUAACUGGAGAACAUACUUAGCAUUUAUCAGAGCAAGACACAGUUAGAGACUAGUUGGGGAACAUAGUUAGCAUUUGGCAGCUAAAGACACAGUUAGAGACUAGUUGGGGAACAUAGUUAGCAUUUGGCAGCUAAAGACACAGUUAGAGACUAGUUGGGGAACAUAGUUAGCAUUUGGCAGCUAAAGACACAGUUAGAGACUAGCUGGGGAACAUACUUAGGCUAGCAUUUGGCAGCUAAAGACAAAAUUAGAGACGUAGCAGCUAAAGAAACAGAUUUUUUAGGAAUUGGAGACUAAACCAGUUAACCAAAAAAAUAAUAUUGGAUCAACAUUCAUCAUUACAUUUAUGCCUACUAGAUGUGUAAAUAGGACAUAUUUUGCUAACAUAUUUGUCAGGUCCCAAAAUGUAUAUGGUUGUAGUCUGAACUCACACUAUUGGCUCCUCACAACAGAGCCGGCCAGCUAACCAAUCAGAGCAAACUUGGCUCUGGUUUCAGACAGAGGGUCAAAAAAGGUGCAGCACAGGCAGUAUGAGAAAAAUAAAGAGCUUUUUGAACAUUAAAGCAUGGAGACAUGUCAGAGCAGAGACACUAAAUACUAAUAAGAACCUGGAAAUAAGUCCAAUAGGGCCCCUUUAACACAGUCCAUGAAACGGUUCAUAAUCACCAAUAAGAGUUAUUAUCUAAGGAUCCUUUCCUCUUAAUUGUGUGUUGCAGUACUGAUGGAUAAUAGAGGCCAUAAUUACAAGAACAUGUCUCUUGAGUUUAUUUCACCAAUCAAUUACUUUUGAACAGUUUUUUCAUUAUGAAACUUUUAUAAUCAUGACAGUGGGGCGUUUAGCAGCACAGAACAUCAACCAACCCCUCCACUGAUUUCUGAUCGCUUCUUAGUCUCUAUGUUGAAAUGUACCUUUCAUAUCUCUCCUAUUAACAUGUUUACCACAUCAAACAAUUUGCUGGGAACUUAUUCCACACCACAGCUUCACCACAGUCACACCCAGGGCUGCACGGUGCUUCACUGCUCACUCUGUACUCUUUGUACAGCUCUCUAGACUGUGUCACACUGUGGAAGAUGAUUAUGAUUAAAUAGAAAUGUGUGAGAAUGCGUGUAGAAAUAUAAAGUGUCUGUGUAUUUAAAUGUAGAUUUAUGGUAAUCUUUUAAUAUACAAUGUAGCAGAAAAACUGGACCAACACAUUUAAAAGUCUCAACCUUGGAAAAAUAAACUGUGUCAAUUACUGUAUUCUUUACAUUUUGUCGUUUUGUAUGUGUAAAAGUUUUCGAUAUAUGUAUAUGUACAUACAUUCUGUGCUUUGUUUAACCCACUUUUAAAAUCUAUAUAUUUUAGAUGAGAAUUGUUCUAGAGAUUAUGUUUUCCAACUUGACCUCGUGUUUCUUUAAAAUGUUGGAGUGUAAAAGCUCUUCCUGAUUCCUCUGACCAUGAAUACAGGAUUGUGAAAUUCA
Messenger RNA from Gymnodraco acuticeps, 4603 nucleotides. It is a transcript of the gene gabra2a, whose product is annotated as gamma-aminobutyric acid type A receptor subunit alpha2a. Lineage: Eukaryota; Metazoa; Chordata; Actinopteri; Perciformes; Bathydraconidae. The transcript is spliced from 9 exons. Gene Ontology annotation, biological process: monoatomic ion transmembrane transport; gamma-aminobutyric acid signaling pathway; nervous system process. Gene Ontology annotation, molecular function: GABA-A receptor activity; transmitter-gated monoatomic ion channel activity involved in regulation of postsynaptic membrane potential; benzodiazepine receptor activity. The coding region runs from base 87 to 1502 and encodes 471 amino acids. The record is from RefSeq and is a predicted model, not a curated record. Gene Ontology annotation, cellular component: synapse; GABA-A receptor complex; postsynapse.